Messenger RNA from Elaeis guineensis (African oil palm), 1155 nucleotides. RefSeq lists its product as uncharacterized. Gene Ontology annotation, cellular component: endoplasmic reticulum. NCBI's taxonomy places the organism in Eukaryota, Viridiplantae, Streptophyta, Magnoliopsida, Arecales, Arecaceae. Gene Ontology annotation, molecular function: lipid binding. The record is from RefSeq and is a predicted model, not a curated record.
AUGAGGGUACCUAGUUAUGUUGGAAGAAUGAAAUGCACUGCCUUAGAUCUUGGUAAUCUUCCACCUUACAUCCAUCAAAUAAGGGUGCUUUCUAUGGACAUUAGUGCGAUAUGGGCAGUAGAAGUUGAUAUCGAAUAUUCAGGUGGUAUGACAUUUGACAUCGAAAUAAGGUAUAAAGAUCAAGAACCAAAACUACAAGAAGACACCAUAGAUAGAAGGCUUGAUUCAAGCUGUGGAAUGGAGAUGAUUGCAUAUGUUUUGGAAGAUGGUUUGGAGAAGUCAAAAAGCAUUGGUUGGGCAUCAACUUGGAUGUCAAAGUGGAAGGCUAUUCAACAUUCUAGCGUCGACCAUGUUUCACAUGUUCCCUUAUCCUUGACAAUGAGCGUUGCAUCACUUCAAGGGACACUACAAUUACAUAUCAAGCCCCCACCUUCUGAUCAAUUAUGGUUUGGGUUCACAUCUAUGCCUGAAAUAGAUUGGGACUUAGAGCCUAAAAUUAGAGAUCAAAAGAUCAGUUCUAGUGAGAUUGCUUUACUACUCAAAGAUUACUUCAAGGAUGCAAUUCAUGAAUUUCUAGUAGUUCCAAAUUUUGAAUGUAUAUGCAUACCAUGGAUGUUGGAUGAGAAGGAUGAUUGGGUUCCAUUAAAGGUAGCACCAUUCAAAUGGGUUCAUCAAUGGGAAGGAAGAGAUACUGAAGAACUCGAUGCCUCCAACUCUCAGUGUGAAGAGAAUAAAAACAAAUCUACUGAUAUUGAUGGAAAUAGAGCUAAUACCAGUGCUUAUCAGUCACCAUCUCAUGAAUCCCUCUUAGAUUUUGAAGCUUCACAAAUAAGUCCUUGCAUAUCAGUUUCAUCAGAUCAGUUAUCUCAUACUAACAUGCUUAAAGUGGAGACACCAGAGAGCAAAGAAAUUCAAGAUGUCUCCAAUCAUAGUAGGGUGGCCUCCCCAAUGAUUGCAUCGAGAGAAAUGGUAAUACUAGAGGGACAUAAAACCAUGCACUUUGAGAUGGAUCAGAAACCAAGAAAGAUUAGUAGGAAAUUACAGAUGAAAGAUAUGGGAAAGCUAGUGGGGAGCAAGAUUGAAGAGAAGAGGCGACAUAUUGGAGAAAAGGGCAAGUAUAUAGUUGAAAAAAUACGAGAAAGUACGAGAACAUAA